Molecule: messenger RNA, 297 nt
Organism: Dovyalis caffra
Lineage: Eukaryota; Viridiplantae; Streptophyta; Magnoliopsida; Malpighiales; Salicaceae
Source: the annotation of a GenBank genome assembly
AUGCUUUCUACAACCCUAGAGACCAGCAAUGAUAGGUGUCUUCGGUGGGGGGUGGGGCAGAAGGCAACAGACAGGAUUGUUGUUCAUGGCAUUUCAAAGAACAAUUCUCAUAGAGUCCAUCCUCCGCGCAAGUUGCAUUGGAAUUUCUCCAUCCCGGAGAAGAAACGAGGUGGGCCAACUAUAAAGAAAGGCUACUCUGGGCUCUUCAUCUAUAAGCUAAUUGGCAAUGUGGUUGAAUAUAUGGGAAAAAAUGAAAGCGUAAAUUCCUUUCUACAAAACGCAUUCCAAGGAAAAUAA